Molecule: messenger RNA, 1863 nt
Organism: Pseudogymnoascus destructans
Lineage: Eukaryota; Fungi; Ascomycota; Leotiomycetes; Thelebolales; Thelebolaceae
Gene: CDH1
Product: substrate-specific activator of APC-dependent proteolysis
Exons: 3
Coding region: 1-1863 (620 amino acids)
Biological process (GO): positive regulation of anaphase-promoting complex-dependent catabolic process; anaphase-promoting complex-dependent catabolic process; positive regulation of ubiquitin protein ligase activity
Cellular component (GO): anaphase-promoting complex
Molecular function (GO): protein binding; ubiquitin ligase activator activity; anaphase-promoting complex binding
Source: RefSeq, a predicted model, not a curated record
AUGGCGACGAUGGAGGCCAGCGACAACACCACCGCUGACGUGGCUGCAGCUGCUGGUGCUUCAAAAGCUAUUGAGAACGAUACAAUCAACUCACUGAACACACCGCCGCUCGAGAAGGCGCCAGGCAAUAUGACACUGCCACUUCCAAAGGAGAGGACGAGACGGACGACGGUGAAUGCGAACACGAAUGCGAAUACCAAUACCGCCCGCGCACGGUCAAGGACACCGAGUGCGCCUGCGCCGUUGGAUCCAAAUGCUCUCAGCAAAGCGCUAUUCAAGGAGUUUGAGGAGGGAGGAAGGUCGAGAGAUAUCACACCUGGAGGCAGCCCGAGUCGGAAAAGGCAAAGGGUCUACGGCGAUAGAUUCAUCCCAAACCGAGAAGGACAAGACCUACAGGCAAGCUUUAGCUUGCUUCACGAUGAGGGUUCGCCGGCGACAUCUUCAAAGGCCAAGAAACGGACGCCACAUGGCGAGCUACAUUUCCAAAAGACUGAGGAGGCAAACCGGACCUUUUCCACACUUCUACGGGCAGAAAUAUUCGAUACUUCAGUACCCCAAGCUACUCUCACCAAUUUAUCACCAGACGCUACAAUACAUUCAACAUCUACCACAGCUCACGAUCCUACUCGCUCUCACACUCCUCCUAACAAUGGAUCGAAUACCUCUGUUACAAACUCAAUGACGCCUUCCACACCUCAUAAGAACCUCUUCACAUAUAUGUCGCCCAGACACCACACCCAUAUCGCAGGACACCCUACACCAACUCGAACGCCUCAAAGUCGGCAUGGACCUAACCUCAAUGCACGAUCUGAGAUUUUCAGCCUUUCCCCAGUGCGCCUCAGCAGUCAACAUAUGCUCCUGAGCCCGCGGAAACAGCCCCGAGCCGUUAACAAAGUUCCAUACAAAGUGCUCGAUGCGCCGGAUCUCGCAGAUGACUUUUACCUCAAUCUCGUUGACUGGGGGAGCAGUGACAUCCUCGGUGUUGGAUUAGGGAGCUGUGUAUAUAUGUGGAACUCCGAAACCCAGCGCGUGAAUAAGCUCUGUGAACUCGAGGACGACACCGUCACCAGUGUCUCCUGGAUCCAGCGCGGCUCGCACAUCGCCAUUGGCACUGGGAAAGGCUUCGUGCAGAUCUGGGAUGCAGCCCGGACUCGCAGGCUACGAACGAUGACGGGUCACACAGCCAGAGUGGGUGCGUUGGCGUGGAACGACCAUAUCCUGACCUCCGGAUCGAGGGACCGUCUCAUCUACCACCGUGAUGUACGACAGCCGGAUCAGUGGCUGCGGAAGUUGGUGGGCCAUAAACAGGAAGUCUGUGGCCUGCGCUGGAACUGCGAAGAUGGCCAGCUCGCAUCGGGCGGGAACGACAAUAAGCUCCUGGUAUGGGACAAGCUUUCCGAGACGCCAACAUGGAAAUUCUCGGAACACACCGCGGCCGUGAAGGCUAUUGCUUGGUCGCCACAUCAGCGAGGUCUCCUUGCCUCUGGUGGAGGAACGGCAGAUCGUAAAAUCAUUUUCCACAACACUCUCACCGGCACGCUAAUCAACGAGAUCGACACUGGCUCGCAAGUGUGUAAUCUGGCUUGGAGCAAGAAUAGCAACGAGAUUGUCAGCACCCACGGGUAUAGCCAGAACCAGAUCGUGGUGUGGAAGUACCCGUCCAUGACGCAGGUGGUCAGCUUGACGGGACAUACCUACCGUGUGCUAUAUCUUGCGAUGAGCCCUGAUGGCAGGGUCAUCGUUACAGGCGCGGGCGACGAGACCUUACGGUUCUGGAACGCGUUCCCCAAGAAAGCAGGGCAGCGGGGUGAGGACGGAGAAGGCGGCACCGGGAAGCUCGCAGAGUGGAGUGUCAUCAGGUGA